UGUUCCCGUGCUCGAGGUUGAGAGGGCCACAAUAUUAGGGACACUGAACAGGAGCACUCCUCCAAUGGUGUCGCUGUUCAUAUGUAAAUAACAUACCUAGCACAGGCCCCCUGCAGCGCCACUAACAAGCCAGGUCUGCCCAGUGAAGCUUUGGCCAUCUGUCCCCAUUGACAAGCUCCAACGUCUUUUUUUCCGGGGGAUUCCGAUCUCCUCGCACACAGCAUGGCCCCCUCCCGCAAGCACACCACCGGCACGGACCAAAGCGAUCACUGCAGUGGGAGAGCCAACAGAAAAAUGAGGAAACCUCUGGUGGAGAAGAAACGACGAGCUCGCAUCAACGAGAGUUUACACGAGCUACGGAUUUUAAUGGCGAAUACCGAACUGCAGUCCAAGAUAGAGAACGCCGAAGUGCUGGAAUUGACGGUGAAAAGAGUGGAGAGCAUCCUACAAAGCCAAGCUCAAGUGAAUGCCGUCAACUGGGAGGCGUGCGAGCGAUUCACCGCUGGUUACAUCCAGUGCAUGCACGAUGUGCACACCUUCGUGUCCACCUCCCCGGUCAUAGACCCGACCGUCGCUGCCGAGUUGCUCAACCACCUCCUGGAGAGUAUGCCGCUGCACGGCCAGGACCGCAUCCGGGUCACGCUGGCGGACACGCCGCUGGUGUCGCCAGCCCCGUCGUGCACCUCCAGCGAUGACCUCAACUCUGACCUGGACGACACAGACUCCGAGCAAAGUCAGGUUUCUUCCUCGGAGGAGGCCGAGCUGCACAACGCUGCUUUGAAUGACUCUAAAACAGUUUGGAGACCCUGGUAGACUGAAAGAAGUCUUUCCAAAACUAGGGCAGUGAUCUGUCAUUUUCUGUACAAUAAUCGACAUAAGUGUACAUAUUUACUUGUUGAGCUGUAUAGGAGACAGAACUACAUUGUCAGCUUGGUCUAAAUUAUUUUUGCUUUUAAUGUAUUUAUCAGAUGUUUCUAGUAUCCGGCCACUGAUUCUUUUCAAUAAAUAGCUUUUGUGACAGACGA
Messenger RNA from Nerophis ophidion (straightnose pipefish), 1025 nucleotides. RefSeq names its product hes family bHLH transcription factor 6 (gene hes6). The coding region runs from base 223 to 813 and encodes 196 amino acids. The transcript is spliced from 4 exons. Gene Ontology annotation, molecular function: RNA polymerase II cis-regulatory region sequence-specific DNA binding; DNA-binding transcription factor activity, RNA polymerase II-specific; protein dimerization activity. The record is from RefSeq and is a predicted model, not a curated record. Gene Ontology annotation, cellular component: nucleus. Gene Ontology annotation, biological process: regulation of neurogenesis; anterior/posterior pattern specification; regulation of transcription by RNA polymerase II. Lineage: Eukaryota; Metazoa; Chordata; Actinopteri; Syngnathiformes; Syngnathidae.